Coffea arabica (coffee) is the source of this 759-nucleotide messenger RNA. The record is from RefSeq and is a predicted model, not a curated record. NCBI's taxonomy places the organism in Eukaryota, Viridiplantae, Streptophyta, Magnoliopsida, Gentianales, Rubiaceae.
AUGGCUACGGCCUGUGGAAGCCUUCAACACAUAUUUGACAGGCCAUUACCAGAAAGUCCAACUCUACUUGAGCCCUUUUCUUCAUGGAAGCAGAUUAAAACCAUGAACCCAAUCCCAGAUUCUUCUUUUGCAGAGAUUUUUGGAGAAGUACAUUUCAAGGAGAAUGAAGUUGUUCAAUCUGUUGAGAUUGAAAGGCCACUUGACAACAAGGAUGACAGCAGCAAAAGCCCCACAUCAAGCUAUUGUCCAACGCCAAGCCACGAGAAACAUUACAAGCACAGUAAUAGCUUUUCUUCCGUGAAUUCGGAGAGUUUUUCAUUAUGCACGGAGGGUCUUGGAUUUGAAAGCUCUGACGAUGUGGAGGAUUUGGGAAAUGAAACUGGUUUCGACAUUCAGCAGGAGCACCAGCCCCCAGAGGAGAAAAUAUGCUUUUUUAAGGAAUCAAAAAGAUCAAGAACAAUUAAAGGGUCAUUUCCUCCACCAAUUUCUUGUAUAGGAAGGACAGGAAGGCCUUGGGUGUCUUUUAGAUCAUAUAGACAGGACGGCAGGUUUAUUCUUCAGGAGAUUAGAUUUCCGACUCAAGAGUUUCUGCAUGCAUGCAGAGAAGAUGGACGUUUGAGGUUGCAGCUUAUUCAAUCAGAUGAUGAAAUUCUUGAGGGUGAGGAGGAUGAGGAAGAUGAAGAGGAUUAUUAUGAUUCUGAGGAAGUAAACUUGGAAAACGAGGGUGAUGAUAGCGAUGAUGAGCAUGAGCACCGUUAG